This is a messenger RNA of Aspergillus wentii DTO 134E9, 2073 nucleotides long. RefSeq lists its product as uncharacterized. The coding region runs from base 131 to 1936 and encodes 601 amino acids. The record is from RefSeq and is a predicted model, not a curated record. NCBI's taxonomy places the organism in Eukaryota, Fungi, Ascomycota, Eurotiomycetes, Eurotiales, Aspergillaceae. The transcript has 3 exons.
GAAAAACGGCAGGCAGAAGAGACAUACAGAGCACGAAUGCAGGCAGAAGAACAGCUGUUGCCUGUCCUUGCUGUCUAUAUAACCGCCUUUCUCGUCAUGGAUAAUUGCAUCAACUGCAACGAUCUCGAAAAUGGCGGAUUCAUCCUACGACCGGCUAACAGCGCACUCGUUGAGCCACUACACCUCCAAACCCGCCUUCCUGCACGAUGCCCCUGUCGUCGACCAAGACGGCUUUCUCAUCUCCGCCACACGGGCAGGAGGACCUUACCUAUGUUCACUCCCAGCCACCUGCGACGAAAUCUUCCGCUGGGGAAAGAGAGACGAAGCCCCGCGGGUGGAGGUGGACGUCCAAGCCAUCCUGCGCGACAGCAAAAUCAACUACCGAUCCGUGCAAGUCACCGGUCGAGUCUCCAAGGUUGACCCGGAACCUACACCCGUUCCAACCGUGCUCGUGCAUGCCAGAAGACGGUCUAUCCUGGAAGAUUGGUGGGGGUUGUCGCGCAAGAUCCACGCGUAUGUCAAGAAACAGCUCCCAGGAUUCUGUGUCGAAAUUAUCGAGGACGCAGUAGAUAUCGAAUCUUUCUGCUACCCUGUUCUGCUGUCGGACACGAUCGUGGAAAAAUGGCCAACAAUCAGACAGACUAUCCUGGUGGAAUUGCAGAACCAGCUCUGGGACUGGACGGCGCUCGAGUGCUGGCGAUUCGGUCGCGAUGAGAAGAAUAUCCUCAAUAACCCGGUCACUGUGAUUGUGAGUGUGCUCAAGAGAGCGGAUCGAAGUUUCGAUACAAACAUGCAGUGUAUCCGCGAUAUUCUGGCGUAUUUUGACGAGCCAAAUGUUGACGUUCUGUUUAUGAAAGACGAAUCGAAGGACUACGUUUUACUGCCCGAGCAUGCAUUGUCCAGAAACGCUCAGCCGGGAGUCAGUAUAGGGAUCAGGAACUCCUCCGCUGGUUCGUCUACCCUUGGUGGAGUAGUCGAAGUGAGAUUCCCAGGGAGCCCACGAUGGAACCCAUACGGGCUCACAUGCUUCCACUGCAUCUAUCCUCCAGAGGAAAAUCGGGAAAACUUCGCCCUCACCACCGAGGAGGAAGAAUGCUUAUCAAAGUGGAAGCUUUCCCCAGUCGAAUUCAGCGACCCAAUGUCUCAAAAGCUUCUCCAGGUCGAUCACCCGAGCCAAAGAGAUCUAGACGAUACCAUCAGGGAAAGAACCCGGUGUAUUAAAGCCAUCCCAAAUGACGACUUCAAAUAUAUGACCCAUUGUAUAAACGAGGCAGAAAAAGAGUCGAAACAGCCACACUUCACCAAAAGGGCGGUGAACUUCUACAACAGCACCAUGGACAGGAUCGACGCAUUCUCAGCAAAGCUACGCCCGUUUGAGAGAUUACGAUACACGGGCGAGUUCUACCUUGGCGAGGUUAUGGCUGGGAGUGGGCUUCAUCGCACUAAGCCUGCGUCUGAGAUCUAUCGUUCGAGACGGGAUUGGGCGCUUAUUAAGAUGGCCCAGGACAGAGUUGGUGAUAAUAAGCCUUCGGUCGUGUCUGGCUUCAAAUACUGCAUCAGCCCAGACCUUCGCUUCAACUCCGCGUCUCCCAUCCAUCCAGGUCUUACCGACUUUUUAUUCAAAGUCGGAAGAUCCACGGACCUGACUCGUGGGGUGUACAGCCCUCUUGAACAAGUAAGGAUAGCCAGAGAACGCGACGCUGAGGGGGAGAUGGCUUUGAUUGCCACGUUAGAGCAUGCGAUUACCAGUAAAGGGGAGGCCAGAUUUGCCGAGGCUGGAGACUCUGGUUCCUUUAUCUUCACGAGGAAAGGAGACGUGGUUGGGAUGGUGAUGGGUGGGUUUGAGAGGAAGAAUACGGUGUAUUUUACCCCGAUUCAGGAUGUUUUGGAUGAUAUCAGAGAGGUUACGGGGGCAGAAGCUGUUAGGCUCAUGUAGAAUAAGCGGAAUUAUAUGGAACAUGUUCUUUGUAUCAGCAACUCCUUGUAGAAAGUUUCUCUGGCCCGUGAAAUGCGACAGAUUCGGUGUCAUUUCUUUGGCUUCUCUGCUAUAAUUCCAGAGAUAGAGCAUUCUUC